AAUUCUCAGGUCACCGACUCACCAUCGCUGGAACCAUUGCUAUAUAUAUGGCGACUUGUUGGCAUAACAGCCCUCCAAGGCCAGAUCAGAACAUGGCUUCCCCAGCAGAGCCCACUGUUCGGGAGAUUUUCACCGCCUUCUUGGAGGGUUGGCUUGUCAGACAAGAAGCCUUCCUUGAAAAACUGCAAAUCCUUUCAUCAGUACCAUUGGAUGUUACGGAGGAAAAGGACGAAGAACGUAGACAUUUCGUCGAACGGAUUCUAGCUCACUACCAACAGUACUACGAAGAGAAAAUCAAGGCUGCUAAGGAAGACGUGUUUCUCAUGUUCUCUCCGCCAUGGUUGAGUUCUUUCGAGCGCGCGUUGCUAUGGAUUUCUGGGUUCAAGCCUUCAAUGUUGUUUCCACUACUAAACGGCUUGGUGGGUGACUUUAAGUUAUCAGCUGAACAAUUCCAGAGGAUUGAGAUGGUGAAAGCUGAGACUAGAAGGGAGGAAAGAAAAAUAGCGGAUGAAAUGGCGAGGAUUCAAGAAAGUGUGGCGGCGCCACCGAUAUUUAACUUCAUGAGAAAGAUGGGGAGGCUGGUGGACGGCGAGGUUUCGGAAUUGAACACGGCGGUGGAAGGUUUGAAGGCGGCAAUGGUGGUGGUGAUGGGUGAUGCGGAUAAUCUUCGUGACUCGACGGUGAGGAAGAUUGUGGAGAUUCUGAAUCCAUUACAAACUGUCAAGAUCUUGGCUGGUGCAGCUGAGUUUCAGCUUCAAGCAAGAAGAUGGGGAAUGCAGAGAGAUUCAGAGAGAAGGAACACCGAGUUUGAAUGAAGUAUUUAG
Molecule: messenger RNA, 824 nt
Organism: Ilex paraguariensis (yerba mate)
Lineage: Eukaryota; Viridiplantae; Streptophyta; Magnoliopsida; Aquifoliales; Aquifoliaceae
Source: the annotation of a GenBank genome assembly